UCAUUCUAGUUUCGCUUUCGCUUUGUUUGCCGGUUUGCCACUUCAAAUCUCCCAAUUUUUAUAAAAUUACUUAUUGGAUAUCCUUGAAAAACUCUAUAAGUUCCACACAACGACAUGGCGGACCAGGAUGACUUCGAGGACAGCCAGUUUCCGGACAAUGACGAACUAAUUCCCUACGUUACAGCUGGUAAUUUAGCCCAAAGGAAUGGCGCGAAAGUUACACUUUGGGGAAAGGUUACAAAAGUAUCUGCAAGUGAAGGAUUCUACGUAAAAACAGUUGAUGAUCAAGAAGUCCUUGUGAAGCUGAGAAGACCUCUAAGCGAUGUUGUUGAGGGCUGGUAUGAAAUAAGUGGCGUCUCUCAAGGAAAGAGUAUCUUGUGUGAGGAAUAUGUCCCAUUCUCUGAAGAAAUGACCAAGAAUAUCGACACCGAAGGACACAAAGCAUUAGCGAAGCUGCUCUCUGCGCUUGAUGACCCUUGGAACCUUGGAGAUACUGGAUCGGGUGGACUGAAUGGCGUCACACCUAUGGAAUAGGUGUUACUUGGAGGUUAUUAUAAGUUAGGUUAAGUGUUUGUUAUAUGCUUUUGAUAAGUACUGUAUUUCAUAAUCCAUAAAGUGAUAUUUUGAUA
Plutella xylostella (diamondback moth) is the source of this 629-nucleotide messenger RNA. It is a transcript of the gene Rpa3, whose product is annotated as replication protein A3. Gene Ontology annotation, biological process: DNA recombination; DNA repair; DNA replication. Gene Ontology annotation, cellular component: nucleus. Gene Ontology annotation, molecular function: DNA binding. NCBI's taxonomy places the organism in Eukaryota, Metazoa, Arthropoda, Insecta, Lepidoptera, Plutellidae. The record is from RefSeq and is a predicted model, not a curated record.